AUGGCAGGACUCAUAGCCAAGGGUCCGAAAGGACAGCAGGAUGCCGAGAACAUGCUCUCGUACAUGAACAAUCAGCCCGAUAUGCUGACCGCUAUCCUCAAGCACCGUACCGACUUCAAAGGCCACCCAGGAGACCUCUACAUCCUGCCCAUCCCCAAGACGCUCGACAAGAUCAUCAUCCAGGCUCAACCGCCUCGAUCGAGGAAACCAGUCGAGGUGGAGAUCAAGUUUGAUCCGCCCAUGGAAGACUUGACGGAUUUCCGGCCCAGGAUACUGGCAUGGAGAGACGAGGCGUUCAAGCAUUACAAAAUUCAAGGAAAGCCAAAGAUCGGGUACUACUCCGAACCUGACCUCUUCCCAUUCACACUGCCCAUCAUCGUCGGCCUCGCAGCGCUCGGGUUCGCCCUGUAUGGAAAAGGCGACUACGCGGACAAGUUCCGGUUCUGGAUCAAUAACUUCUUUGGGCCGGGGAUGCUGCCUGCUGCGAAGUGGCUCGUGAUCGUCUCGCACUCUGUCGAGACAGUGUACAUGGCAUGGGCAAUGACGCAACAUAGCGUCCCAUUAUUCUCAUCAAUACUAUGGGUGUUCAGCACGGCUCUCCUUGGCUGGGCUACAAUAAGCGAGUUCUGGGAGUCCAUCCAAUAUGAGCGUCUCCGGCAUAUCCUACGCCAGACCGACGUCGGGGAUAUUCCGCCAAGGGUGGGCGGCUCGGCUCAAGCCCGUACGGCAGUGACAUCGGCAUCGGCGGGGUCUGGACCAAAGCCAGUCAAGGGAAAGAAGAAAGCACAAUGA
Molecule: messenger RNA, 792 nt
Organism: Dioszegia hungarica
Lineage: Eukaryota; Fungi; Basidiomycota; Tremellomycetes; Tremellales; Bulleribasidiaceae
Exons: 7
Coding region: 1-792 (263 amino acids)
Source: RefSeq, a predicted model, not a curated record